AUGCUACAAGAAGAAACAGCUGAAGAAAUAGUAGACCCCAAACUAGCCGCAGAAUAUAACACCUGGAAGAGAAAUUCUCCUUAUUUAUACGAAACUUUAAUAACCCAUGACUUAGAUCACCCAUCUCUUACAGUAGAUUGGCUUCCCACAAAAGAAUGCAGAAAUACAGCUGAUUACUCAAUACAAAGAAUCGUAAUAGGAACUCAUACUCUAGGAUCAGAGCCUGACCAGCUAAUUAUUGCUAAUGUUAAAUUACCUUUAGACGAUACAACUAUUAGUAAUCGUCCGCGAAUUGAUAACACAAGGGAAAUUGGCGGGAAUAGUCUGUCAAAAGUAGAAAAUAAAGUAGAUCCUCUUAUAAGGAUAAAUCACGAUGGAGAAGUAAAUAAAGCAAGGGUAAUGCCUAAAAGAGACGAUAUCAUAGCAACGAAAAGCCCUUCUGGGAACGUCUAUGUCUAUGAUUAUACUAAACAUCCUAAUCGAUCAACACAAGGACCUCAAUUGAUUUUGAAAGGACAUCAAAAAGAAGGCUUUGGCCUUGCCUGGAAUUCAAUCCAAUCUGGGCUCCUAGCUAGUGGCUCAGAUGACCACUUAAUUUGUAUAUGAGACAUCUCAGCUGGGACAGAAGGCAACAAUACAAUUCAGCCUCUCCGAACUUUUUCUUCACACAGUGAGAUCGUAGCUGACGUCUCAUGAAGCGAAUUUUCCCCCAACAUCUUAGGCUCUGUAAGUGACGAUAAAAAAAUUAUGCUCUGGGAUAUCCGUCAUGAAAAUCCUACCCACAUAAUGGGUGACCCGGAAUUUAGUACGCUGUACUAAAUUCCGUACUUUUUUUUACCGUCAAGAUGACUGAGAAAAAAAAUGUACUUUUUUUUACGGAAAAAAAUACAUCAUAAAAUUUUUGUACUUUUUCUAGGAUGGGGUAAAAUAGUACAUAGGUUUUAGAAAACCAUCAAAAACGGGGUAAAAAAGUACACAUGGCAAAAAAACUCGUUCAUAGAGGCAGGUACAAAUAAGCUAAGAAAAUAGAAUAAUUAAAUUAAAAAUAAAAGUGUAUAAUGUUGUAUAUUUUCUUAAAUAUAAUAAUAAAUAUGAAUAGAUUAAAAGAACUGUGCAGUGUCUUAGACAAUAUAUAUUUUUUUUGAUUGUAUUUUUUUUUUAAAAAAAAAUAUUAGUAAAAAAGUUCACUAUAAUUUUUGUAUAUAUUGUAUCGAUAACGAUCUAUUAUUCAAAAUCAUUCAUAAUAAGACUAAAGUAUUAUAAUCGCGAAGUAAUAUCUAAUAGCAUGAUUAAAUGUUUAAAGGUAUGCACAGAAUGCAUAGCUACAGUUUAUUUUAAAAAACUUAAAAAACUUACGUAAAAAAGUACAAAAUUUUUUUUUGUACUAAAAAUCCCAGUAAAAACGUACAUGUACUUUUUUUUGUACUAAAAAUUUCAGUAAAAAAGUACAUAUACUUUUUUUUUUAUACGGAAAAAAGUACAUGCUUAAAACAAUCAAUUAAAAAAAAAGUACCUAUUAAAAAUUAAUAAAUUAUGGAAAAAUAAUUUAAAUAAUAUUUAAAUAAAAAAUAUGAGAACGCAUUUUCUAUGUUCUACUGUAUAAGAGUUCAUAAAUAUUAUUUAUCUAUUACGUUUUAUUAGCUUUAUUCAAGCUUCAUUUGAUUCGUUUGGACUACGCUUAAACCCUUGCUUGGUAAAAAUUUUUAAAACAAGUAAAUUUUUUAUUGAUUAAGUGGCUUCUUGCGUUUGCAGCAGCAGUAUUCAGUCUCCUCCUUCGUUUGCUUACAGAUUCAGAAGUUUCCCAGUAAUAACUACAUGCAAACUUUGAAUUCAUUCCUCUGGAGAUUCUUAAACAAGCCUGCAUUUUUUAUUUUUUGCUAAUAUGAGCUAUAGGAAGGACUUUUCUGCUUUUAUUAAUUGAGUCAGUUGCAGCAAAACUAAGGCUGAAGAUAGAAGUGAAGAGUUCAAUACUUGAAUACCAGCGUCAAAAAAUAAUAAUAUCUCUCUGGGAGAUUUUUAAUUAGUUUAUGCGAAACUCUGUUUCCAUAAUAAUUGUCAAUAGAAUAGUUGGCGCUGAAUAUUUCUAAAUUGUAAAAUAUAUUUAGCAUACGACUUAUGUCUUGGAAUCUCCUAGAUUUUAUGACUCAGAUAUUAACAAAUUUUGCAAAGAGGGACUAUAGAUCAAUAAUCCUUAUGGUUGGGAGCUUUUAUUAGAUCCAUCAUUACUAUAUCCCAAUCCAUUUUUCAAGUUCUUGAGCAGUUACUGACCAUAUACUUUUUUUACUUUUUGAAAGAGCUUCUGCAUAAACAUUCACUUCUUGAUUAUUUCAAUAAUAAAUUCUUCUUUGAAAAAAUGGCCCUAAAUAAAUUCAAUGGUGUAAUUUGAUUUGAUCAAUGAGAUUUGGAUAUUGAUCCAAUUGGAGGCGUAUUAUCUUUUCUAUUGAAUUCGUAUAUUUCACUUCAAUUCUCAGAAGAAAUUUCAUCUUCAGAAGCUUCAAAUUUAUCACGUAAGUAAGCUGCUCCUAAUGAACUACUUGAUGAAUCUUCUGCUUCAAUUUGUUCUAAUUUUUCACUCUGCAUAUAUUUAUUUUAUUAUAGAUUUAAAAAAUUAAGGAAGUGUUUUUAUAGUAGUAUUCUUCAGUAGUAUUUUUCAGUAGUAUUGGCUAAUUGUGAUGUUAAAUCAUAUACAGUAGAACAUAGAAAAUGCGUUCUCAUAUUUUUUAUUUAAAUAUUAUUUAAAUUAUUUUUCCAUAAUUUAUUAAUUUUUAAUAGGUACUUUUUUUUUAAUUGAUUGUUUUAAGCAUGUACUUUUUUCCGUAUAAAAAAAAAAAGUAUAUGUACUUUUUUACUGAAAUUUUUAGUACAAAAAAAAGUACAUGUACUUUUUUACUGGGAUUUUUAGUACAAAAAAAAUUUUGUACUUUUUUACGUAAGUUUUUAAGUUUUUUAAAAUAAACUGUAGCUAUGCAUUCUGUGCAUACCUUUAAACAUUUAAUCAUGCUAUUAGAUAUUACUUCGCGAUUAUAAUACUUUAGUCUUAUUAUGAAUGAUUUUGAAUAAUAGAUCGUUAUCGAUACAAUAUAUACAAAAAUUAUAGUGAACUUUUUUACUAAUAUUUUUUUUAAAAAAAAAAUACAAAUCAAAAAAAAUAUAUAUUGUCUAAGACACUGCACAGUUCUUUUAAUCUAUUCAUAUUUAUUAUUAUAUUUAAGAAAAUAUAUACAACAUUAUACACUUUUAUUUAAUUUAAUUAUUCUAUUUUCUUAGCUUAUUUGUACCUGCCUCUAUGAACGAGUUUUUUGCCAUGUGUACUUUUUUACCCCCGUUUUGAUGGUUUUCUAAAACCUAUGUACUAUUUUACCCCAUCCUAGAAAAAGUACAAAAAUUUUAUGAUGUAUUUUUUUCCGUAAAAAAAAAAGUACAUUUUUUUCUCAGUCAUCUUGACGGUAAAAAAAAGUACGGAAUUUAGUACAGCGUACUAAAUUCCGGACCACCCCCACAUAAUAGAAGGCCAUAAUCGUGAAAUAAAUGCUAUCGAUUUCAAUAAAUUUGAGGAAAAUUUAUUAGCAACCGCAAGCAAAGAUAACACAGUCGCUAUAUGGGAUAUCAGAAAUAUGACCAUUAAAUUAUAUGCAUUGGAAUACCAUACUGAUGAAGUUUUCAAUGUAAGGUGGGCACCAUUUUCAGGGACUAUGAUUGGAAGCUCUGGAAACGAUAGAAAAGUGUGUUUGUGGGAUUUAUCAAAAAUUGGAGAUGAGCAGACAGAAGAGGCUAAGAGAGAAGGACCGCCAGAGCUGGUGUUUAUUCAUGGAGGGCAUUGUGCAAAUGUAUCUGAUUUCUCGUGGAACAUGAAUGAUCAUUUGAUGCUCGCGUCGGUAGACGAAGAUUCAGCGCUGCAUAUUUGGAUGAUGGCGAAUUCGUUUAUGUCUUAAUCUUAAUUGAUCCAUACACGUUUGAUAUCCACUACUAGGUUGCUCGAUCACAGCUAUUUCCAGCACCGCUCUGGGGCGGAUAGCACACCAUUUUCCUCAGGCCCGCCAAAGGGGUGACUUUGAUCACUAAAAGAGGAUGCCAGUCUUGAUUUUGGGCUUCGAUGACUGCUCUUUGAGCCCAGACAUUACUUGGGUCCAAUUGGCACCCUAAAGGUCCCAGUCUCCACCGCUAGGUUAAGUGGUACCCUUCAGGAGUCAACAGGAAAAACCACCCUGCUCUUGCUUCCCUGAAUAUCUGGAUAAUUUCACCAGGGGAAAACCAAACCUCGUAAUUAGAAUAUUCAAGAAUAAAUUUUCGGUGGAAAGAUCAGAGAGUUCGAGUGACGCCAUAUUUUAAUUAUGAUUUCGCUUAUGUCACCUUUGAAUUUUAAAAUGGACACUGCGGCAACUGCAAUGGAUCUUGAUAAAGCUUAA
Messenger RNA from Blepharisma stoltei, 4406 nucleotides. The record is from the annotation of a GenBank genome assembly. Lineage: Eukaryota; Ciliophora; Heterotrichea; Heterotrichida; Blepharismidae.